AUGUUUCCUGGUCUGGGCAUAUCCAGCCAGUUUCCCACAGGCCGCAAGCCCGACUGCUGCAAGACGUGGGACUGGAGCUGGUGCAAAUGCACGGAGUACAAAGACGGGUGGUACUACGACGCUGGGGAGUGUGUCUACAGCCGCGACCACGACUAUGAGUGUCCGGACUGUUGCGACGACUGCGACUACCUGUGGAAAAAGUGCAACAGGUACAAGCACGGCUGGGCCUACGAACACGGCAGCUGCUACUACCGAGACGACUACAAGUGCCCGGACUGCUGCGAGGAAUGCGACUAUGACGGCAAGUACUGCAAGAAGUAUAAGUACGGAUACUCCUAUGAGUACGGCGAGUGCAUUUAUGGGGCUGACGACGAUGAUGGGGAUGAUGACGAUGAUGACGAUGAUGACAGUGAUGAUGAUGACGGAAAGAGCUACGAGUGUCCGCAUUGCUGCGAGGAUUGCGACUAUGACGGAUGGAGCUGCAAGAGCUACAAGCACGGGUGGGCUUAUGAGGACGACAGCUGCUACUACAAGGACGAAUACGAGUGCCCGAAUUGCUGCGAAGAGUGUGACUACGAGGGCAAGUACUGCAAGAAGUAUAAGCAUGGGUGGGGCUACGACAAGGGCAGCUGCUACUAUAGGGAGGAUUACAAAUGCCCAGAUUGCUGCGAGGAGUGCGAUUACGACGGCAAGUACUGCAAGAAGUAUAAGCACGGGUGGAGUUACGACAAGGGCAGUUGUUAUUACAAGGAUGACUACCAGUGCCCGGAAUGCUGCGACUGGUGCGAUUUCGGGGAGAGGAAGUGUGGGAGCUACAAGGCCGGGUGGGAGUACGUGCACGGCGAGUGCAGGCGCAAGGAUUGGGGGCCUUCCCAUGGGUCCCCAACAGCUAAGGCGUCAGCAAGCGCCGAGUGCUUCGGAAAAUACCAGGAUUGCUCCACCCACACCGAAACCAAGACAUCGACCACGCCUUACAGCUCCAAGUCGUCCAGCUACUCGUCUUUGAAGAUUGUGGGAAGGUGA
This is a messenger RNA of Ostreobium quekettii, 1023 nucleotides long. NCBI's taxonomy places the organism in Eukaryota, Viridiplantae, Chlorophyta, Ulvophyceae, Bryopsidales, Ostreobiaceae. The record is from the annotation of a GenBank genome assembly.